Molecule: messenger RNA, 861 nt
Organism: Teleopsis dalmanni
Lineage: Eukaryota; Metazoa; Arthropoda; Insecta; Diptera; Diopsidae
Exons: 2
Coding region: 101-658 (185 amino acids)
Source: RefSeq, a predicted model, not a curated record
UAAAAGUGUCUAGAGUUAACUUCAACUUUCAUCUUCGGCUUUAGUUGGAUAAAUUUCAUUUGAUUUUAACAAAUUCAAGUCUUCAUAUUGUUUUGUGAAGAUGGUUUCUUAUUUAAAGAAUUCCUUUAAAACUAUUUUAGGACUGAAGAACGACGAGGUAGAGGAACAGACAAGUGACUGGUAUGGUACCUUCCUCAAUAAUGAACCAUUCACUUUUUUUGCAUUCGCUACUGUUGUUACCAUUAUAAUUUUGAUGAUGUACUUUUUAAAGUACAUAUAUGAAAAAUUGAAGCAGCAAGAUGAACCCACUGAAAAUGCACAGCAGCCUGCAGGUGCUGAAAAUGUUGGUAAUCAUGAUGUCACAAGUAGUGCUAAUCGUGGGGAUCCUGAGAGUAACACUACUCAUACUAAUCAAAGAAGAUCAAGUGCAAGAAUUAGUGAGAUAUUCAGUUCUACUUCUGCUUCUGGUUCUAUUAGUCGCCUCAGCAAUGUCAUUGAUCCUGCCAAUCCUACUGGUCGUGAUGUCACCUCAACUGUUAGCAGUAUUGUUCAUGGCGCAAGGACUGUUGAUGGAAUUCAAGGCAAUGCGAAUAUUAGAGAAAGACAUACUCUUAAUUCUAGUGCCGUCAAUUUACUAUUCGGCAAUGGUGAUCCAUAAAAUUGACUGAUUUGAAAUAAUAGUUGGUUAAUUUUAGUUUAAGAAAUGUUGCCGAGGAAGUUAUAGUAUAAUUUGUUAUAUAUAGAAAUUCAAUUAUUAUAUAUGCUUUUGAUGCGGUAUUAUUUGACAUCAAAAUUAAUUGGUACAAUAAUGUUGCUUCUAGACACUUAUACUGUUGGAAAUAUAUUUAUUAAAAAAUUCAU